AUGACACUUCUAAGUAGAGCUUUGGGUAUGCUUUUCUAUUUACUUCAAGCCGUUUCUGGAGAAAGUGGCUAUGCAGAGAAUGGAGAUUUUGAUGACACAGAACUGGAUGACUACUCAUUCUCAUGCUACAGUCAGCUGGAAGUGGAUGGACUCCAGCACUUGCUGACCUGCACGUUUGAUGACUCGGACAUCAACAGCACCAAUCUGGAACUUGAAAUAUGUGGGGCGCUUUUGGAUGUAUAUUGCCUGAAUUUUAAUAAACUGCAAGAGAGGUAUUUCCUCAAGACAAAGAAAUUCUUACUGAUUGGAGACAGUAAAAUAUGUGUGAAGCUUGAAAAAAAGAACAUGACUUGCAGAAAAGUGAACAUAGUCAAGAUAGUUAAACCUGAGGCUCCUUUUGAUGUCAGAGUCAUCUAUCGUGAAGGAGCAAAUGACUUUGUGGUGACAUUUAAUACAUCACACUUGCAGAAGAAGUAUGUGAAAGUAUUAAUACAUGAGGUAGCCUACCGUCAGGAAAAAAAUGAAAAUAAUUGGAUGCGUGUGAAUUUAACCAGUACCAAGCUGACACUCCUACAGAGGAAACUGCAACCCAAUGCCAUGUAUGAGAUUAAAGUUCGGUCCAUCCCUUACGCCAACUAUUUUGAAGGCUUCUGGAGUGAAUGGAGUCCAAGUUUCCACUUUAGAACUCCAGAGACCAAUGGCACAGGAAACAGACCUCUCCACCAGAUGAAAACUGCCGACCUCCAAAACAUAGAUCCUAGACUGAUUGGAACCAGAAGGUUGAUGAUGCUGACUCCCCAUUACCUCAUCACCAACCGAUCAGAAGAAUGUCCACAAGUUGAUCAUGCUCUGCUCUUUGAAUACUAUAAGACUUCUCAUUCUCCCAUCCAAGGGGAGACGGAUCCUGUGUUACUAACUAUCAGCAUUCUGAGCUUCUUCUCUGUGGCUCUGAUGGUCACUCUGGCCUGUGUGUUAUGGAAAAAAAGAAUUAAGCCUAUCAUAUGGCCCAGUCUCCCUGAUCAUAAGAAGACUCUGGAACAACUGUGCAAGAAACCAAAAAAAAAUUUGAAUGUGAGUUUCAAUCCUGAAAGUUUCCUGGACUGCCAGAUUCAUAAGGUGGAUGGCAUUCAAGCUAGAGAUGAAGCAGAAGGCUUCCUGCAAGACCCUCUUUCUCUGCAGCUAGAGGAGAGUGAGAAGCAGAGGUUCAGAGGCGGGAUGCAGGGUCCCAGCUGGCCCUCUGAGCAAGCAGGCAUUACGCCUAAAAUUUUCAGAGGAGAGUCACCAUUCAGAUGCUUGGCUGGGAAUGCCAGUGUGUGUGAUGCCCCUGGGCUUCCCUCCUCCAGGUCUCCUAAUGGCAGGGAAGGUGGCAAGAGCAGACCUCUAGUGUACCAGGACCUGCUCCUCGGACCUGGAACUACAAACAGCUCCCUGUCCCCUUCGUUUCCAUUCCAACCCGGAAUCCUGACAUUAAACCCUGUUGCCCAGGGGCAGCCCAUCCUCACUUCCUUGGGAUCAAGUCAAGAAGAAGCCUAUGUCACCAUGUCCAGCUUCUACCAAAACCAGUGA
Messenger RNA from Budorcas taxicolor (takin), 1566 nucleotides. RefSeq names its product interleukin 7 receptor (gene IL7R). Gene Ontology annotation, cellular component: external side of plasma membrane; membrane. Gene Ontology annotation, molecular function: protein binding; cytokine receptor activity. The transcript is spliced from 9 exons. The record is from RefSeq and is a predicted model, not a curated record. Lineage: Eukaryota; Metazoa; Chordata; Mammalia; Artiodactyla; Bovidae. Gene Ontology annotation, biological process: hemopoiesis; cytokine-mediated signaling pathway; positive regulation of receptor signaling pathway via JAK-STAT. The coding region runs from base 1 to 1566 and encodes 521 amino acids.